UUCAUCUUAUCUAGAAUCAUUUUCAUUUUUGUAAAUCCUACAUCUGCAUUUCGUUAUAUAUAUAUAAAAAGGAAAAAUAUUCAAGUUCCAUGUCAGCACUGCCUGCUUCAGUUUCUUCUUCUUGGAUCCCUGAAGACGAUCUCUUGCUGAAGAACGUCAUUGAGACCAGUGCUUCAUUGGAAGCACUAGCUAAAGGUGCGGUUCAAUUUUCACGGAAGUUUACGGUUAGAGAAUUGCAAGAUCGAUGGCGUGCUUUACCUUAUGAUCCUGUUAUUUCAGAUCAAGCAGCAGCCUGUAUGAUUGAGGUUGAAUUAUCUGCUUCUAAUUUAUCUUCUACAUUGAAUAAAUUUGAUAAUUCUGUUGAAACGUCAGUGCUAAAAGGAAAUUUGAAAGCAUUAGAAGCUCGUAUUAUGCUACGAGGAAGAGGACCUGUAACCACCAUGUGACAAACUUGAGUGGUGUUUGUUUUCUUGGAUCACCUAAUGGUAAUAAUUGCAUCCAAAAUAUAGGUGGUUAUGAUGAGCUUGUUGGACUCCGUGAAGACUGUUAAAAACCGAUUAGGAUUCGGUGAUUUAGGGAUUGGUAAUGUAGGUAAACGAUCACCAGAGGAUGAUUUGAAAGUAACUUCUAAGAAGGAUUGCUUAGGUGAAAAAGUGGAGAAUCUAUAACAGAAUGAUAUAUCUGGGGGGUCUCGUCAUGCCAUUUUCGAGGCAUCAGAUAAAUUUGGUCAUCCAUCUAGGGUUGAGGAAAUCAAACCUUACUCGGCUGGAUGUUCG
Molecule: messenger RNA, 776 nt
Organism: Hibiscus syriacus
Lineage: Eukaryota; Viridiplantae; Streptophyta; Magnoliopsida; Malvales; Malvaceae
Product: microspherule protein 1-like
Exons: 2
Coding region: 90-446 (118 amino acids)
Biological process (GO): positive regulation of transcription by RNA polymerase II
Cellular component (GO): NSL complex; MLL1 complex; Ino80 complex
Molecular function (GO): G-quadruplex RNA binding
Source: RefSeq, a predicted model, not a curated record